UUAUAUAAUAAAUCAGCCAAAUCAUCUAAAAAAUGCCUCACAAAAAUAAAUGCAUCUGCAGCCCACGUUUGAGUAAUCAAUAUAGCCUUUUACUAAAAACCAAUAAAGCCCAGCCCACGUAGUAGCACCUUAAACCAUAUUAAAUUGGUUGGCAUUAAACCCCAAAGAAGCGUUUUCCAAUUUCAUCCAAAACCUGAACGGUAAAACCAAACAAAGCGUUUUUUAAUUUCCUCCAAACUCUGUAAGGUACGCUUUCUUCCACACAGUUUUCUGAUUAAAGAAUAUUCAUCUUCAUCAUUUGCAAUUACAAUGACUUUUAAUGUUCAUUAAUCCCUGAGUAAUUGCACUGAGUUGGUUACUCAUAAAGACGAUUGGAUCAUAAGGGUUAGGAUUUGUCGAAUGUGGGAUGCCAUUAAUCCCAAGAAUAACGGCGAAUUGAUCAGUUUGGAUAUGAUUUUUAUUGAUGAAAAGGGAAAUUUGAUGCAUGCUAUUGUUAGAAAGAGUCAUGUUCACAGGUUUAAACACAAGUUGAUUGAAGGUGCUUUAUUUACCAUCAAGAACUUUAAAGUCGUAGAAAGUUGUGGUGGAUAUAGACCUGUCGAAAGUUCAUUGAAAAUUAUUUUCUUUGCCUCAACUACGAUCAAGAAAUUAUCCGAAGAUAUUGGUGAUAUUCCUAUUAACGGAUUUCAGUUUAUUAAACCUGAUAUGAUUGAGUCAAGGGUGCACAACAACACUAUCUUAUCAGACGUGGUUGGUUGUUUAUACGGAGUUGGGGAUAUGGAGAGCGCUGGAUCAAAGUGGAAAAAAAGGGACACCCAAAUUGUUACGGAUUAUUCGGCAAAAUAAAAAAUUACCUUAUGGGAAGAAUUUGGAGAACAGUUUGCUCCUUAUUUGUACAAGAAGGAUUCUGGCCCGUAUAUAGUCAUUGUAACUUCCACCACAGUUAAAGAAUUCCGUGGUGAGGUUAGCUUCUCCACCACCUCUGCAAGCAAAGUAUAUGUAAAUCUUGAUAUAGAUUACAUAAGAUCUUUGAUGCAAAAGUUUUCCACCAUGUCCGUGGGAGUGCAAAUUAUCGAAAGCUCUAAUGUUAAUACUAUU
This is a messenger RNA of Lycium ferocissimum, 1098 nucleotides long. RefSeq lists its product as uncharacterized. The transcript has 6 exons. Bases 400 to 846 code for a protein of 148 amino acids. Lineage: Eukaryota; Viridiplantae; Streptophyta; Magnoliopsida; Solanales; Solanaceae. The record is from RefSeq and is a predicted model, not a curated record.